ACAAAUUUGUUGAUAUUAAUCAUAACCUAAAAAUUAUUGUAGUAUAUAGUAUACAGCAGAACUACCUGUACGUGUAUAAAUUUAUGCUUAGAGCACGAAUAAUAUCAGUGUUGAAAAUGGAAGAAAAGUCGCCGUAUUUCUCACCUAAGAAGACCAGAAACUUCGUCAAAAUGCAACGACGACCGGAAACAUCCGACACUUUAAAAACGACUCUUCUUCAAAAAUCUGUACGAGGCAAAAAACUUCCACGGAAAAAUGUUACCGAGCCUGUUGCCCUGCCAGAGAUCAAAGUAGAACCUAUUUCUCCGGAAAGUAAAAUUCGUCAAAGUAAAGAUAUUAAACUCGAAACUAAGCGGAAAGAGCAACAAGAACCGAUUCCGAUCGAACAAAACAAACUGGUAAAAUGGGAACCAAACGAUUGGCGUCAAAUGUUGGAAAACAUCCGACAAAUGAGACAAACAACAUCCGCUCCGGUGGACACAAUGGGAUGCGAUCAGUUUAAAGAUGAUCAACAACUCCCGGAGAAAAGCAGACGUUUCCACACUCUGGUGUCUCUGAUGCUGUCCAGCCAAACGAAGGACCAAGUAAACUUUGAAUGUAUGCAGCGUUUGCGGAAGCACGGACUAACACCAGAGAAUGUGUUGGUCACGGAUUCUGACGUUCUUGAGAAACUUAUUUAUCCAGUGAGCUUUUAUAAGAACAAAACAAAAUAUAUUAGGCAAGCGUCGCAAAUACUGAUUGACGAAUACAAUGGUGACAUCCCAGACACCCUGGAAGGUCUGCUGAAGCUGCCUGGUGUUGGUAAAAAAAUGGCUCAUCUCUGUAUGCGUUCCGCUUGGAACGUGGUAACUGGAAUCGGAGUGGACACCCACGUGCACCGUAUAUCCAACUGGUUACGGUGGGUACCGAAAGAAACCAAAACACCUGAAGAGACGCGCGUUGCCCUGGAAAAGUGGCUUCCGUUCGAACUGUGGGAAGAAGUGAAUCAGUUGUUGGUGGGCUUUGGACAAACUACUUGUACCUCCUCCUAUCCACGAUGCAACGAGUGUCUGAAUGCAAAUAUUUGUCCGGCCAAAGGAAAGCAUGGAAUUCGUAAAUCACCGGUCAAAAGAGAGAUCAAACAAGAGGAUUUGGAGUUCUAGAGAUGAAAAUGAGUUUGAUACUUAAACAUUGCAGCAAAUCCAAAUCACUGUGUAACUGUUUUGGUAAAUGUUUUUUAUAUCUUAAUACUCAACAAGAGCCAUAUAAAUUUCGAAAUAAAUCGAUCC
Molecule: messenger RNA, 1268 nt
Organism: Malaya genurostris
Lineage: Eukaryota; Metazoa; Arthropoda; Insecta; Diptera; Culicidae
Gene: Nthl1
Product: endonuclease III-like protein 1
Exons: 3
Coding region: 84-1142 (352 amino acids)
Biological process (GO): base-excision repair, AP site formation; nucleotide-excision repair; base-excision repair
Cellular component (GO): nucleus
Molecular function (GO): DNA-(apurinic or apyrimidinic site) endonuclease activity; DNA binding; oxidized pyrimidine nucleobase lesion DNA N-glycosylase activity
Source: RefSeq, a predicted model, not a curated record